GUUUUAAUUGCUUUUUUUUAUUGGUAAUGUUGGUCUUAACUUUGUAACUUUUUCCCCCCAGGUACGCACUGAUCCGCACUCUCCCCCAUCAUGGAGAGCCAUGGGAGCGGUUCAGAACUCUGAGCACUUUGCUGAAACGUUCCAGUGUAAGAAGGGAAGCAAAAUGAACCCGGUCAGCAAGUGUGAUCUGUGGUAAAAAGCUUGAGAAAAUGAGAUAAUAAUAAAUGUGUAAAGCCCGUUGUCCUACCCCGAUACCUUGUAAACUCGAACGGGGCGGUUUGAUUGGGUAUCUCAAAUUUAGUGAAUGGAAAUUUUUAGUUUCAGCGCGUACCAGGGCUUGGCUUUCUAUCCCUUCUCUUCUUUCUCUUUAUUCUACUCUAUGCCUCCCAACAACAGGGCCAUAGAGCCUACCCUAUACACAUACAUCACUCGCAAAGAGUUGAAUGAACGGGUGAAGCAAGGAGAACAUUUGAUCAUUUUCAAUGACAAAGUUUAUAAACUCGAUCGCUGGAUCAAGUACCACCCUGGCGGCGAGCUGGCUAUUCGGCAUGUAGUAGGCAAGGACGCUACAGACGAGAUCACUGCCAUGCACCCAGCGUAUAUUUACGAGAAAACCAUCCGGUCAUUUUAUGUUGGCGAAUAUGUGGAGAAUCUUUUGCAGCUGCCAAGCAAAAUCGCAUCUGUCCUUCCCCCUCCUUCUGAGCCAGUCCUGUCUGAUGAACACCGGUCCAACGAUCUGAUCACACGACUUUACCUUGAGCACAAAAAAGCUCAGGACGAUGUCUUCCUUGCACCUCAAGCUGACAUACAAACUGUACGCUCUCGGUACAGACGUCUGGAAAAAGAACUUGUAGCAAGAGGCCUUUUCCGUUGCAACUACUGGAGAUACGGAAAGGAAGUCUGUCGCUAUAUCACCUUCUUCUAUCUCGCCCUGUACCUCACAUUGAAGGGCACUGAGACCUGGCACUACCUUUUAAGCUCUGUGUUCAUGGCCGCAUUCUGGCAUCAAAUAACAUUCACAGCCCACGAUGCUGGCCACAAUGGCAUUACCAGCAACAGCAAGAUCGAUCACCUUAUUGGGAUUUUUAUAGCCGAUUUCUGCGGAGGUCUUUCUAUUGCUUGGUGGAAAAGUAGCCACAACGUUCAUCAUAUUGUCACCAAUGACCCCGUCCAUGACCCUGAUAUUCAGCAGAUGCCUUUCUUCGCUAUGACUACCCGAACCUUCAAUGCCUACUCUUCCUAUUACAAGCGAAUUAUGGCAUUCGAUGCUGCUGCCAAUUUCUUAAUACAGCACCAACAUAAGCUUUAUUACAUUAUUCUGGCAUUUGGUAGAUUCAACCUUCACGCUUUGUCUUUCAGCCACCUUUUGACCGCCCCUGUGGUCCGUCGUCGUUGGUUGGAGCUGUUUGGUAUUGUCUUCUUCUUCUCCUGGUUCUCGUACUUCCUCUCCUAUGUACCAUCUGCCACGCUUCGAGUCGCUUAUGUUCUCAUCUCUUACAUGCUGACUACCCCUCUGCACGUUCAAAUUACUCUGUCUCAUUAUGGUAUGUCAACCGACGAUCUUGGCCCUGAGGAACCUUUCCCUAGCAAGAUGCUUAGAACUACUAUGGACGUUGACUGCCCAGAGUGGUUGGAUUGGUUCCAUGGUGGAUUGCAAUAUCAAGCUGUUCAUCAUUUGUUUCCCCGCAUGCCCCGACACAAUCUUCGGCAAGUGGUGCCGCUUGUCAAACAGUUCUGUAAGGACCUUGAUUUGACUUAUCACGUGUACACCUUCAGCAAAGGCAACGGUGUCGUCCUUGGUGCCUUGAAAUCUGUAGGCGAUCAGGUACGAUUGAUGAACGAAGUUGCCCAUCACAACGUUGAAGAGAUGGUCGCUCCUGCCUCAUAAAAAAAAUGCUAUUUUUAUUCCCCC
Molecule: messenger RNA, 1912 nt
Organism: Umbelopsis ramanniana AG
Lineage: Eukaryota; Fungi; Mucoromycota; Umbelopsidomycetes; Umbelopsidales; Umbelopsidaceae
Exons: 1
Coding region: 305-1888 (527 amino acids)
Biological process (GO): lipid metabolic process
Cellular component (GO): membrane
Molecular function (GO): oxidoreductase activity, acting on paired donors, with oxidation of a pair of donors resulting in the reduction of molecular oxygen to two molecules of water
Source: RefSeq, a predicted model, not a curated record